This is a messenger RNA of Aspergillus sclerotioniger CBS 115572, 2447 nucleotides long. Its product is annotated as putative ABC transporter. The record is from RefSeq and is a predicted model, not a curated record. The transcript has a single exon. Gene Ontology annotation, molecular function: ATP binding; ATP hydrolysis activity. NCBI's taxonomy places the organism in Eukaryota, Fungi, Ascomycota, Eurotiomycetes, Eurotiales, Aspergillaceae. Bases 54 to 2258 code for a protein of 734 amino acids. Gene Ontology annotation, cellular component: mitochondrion.
UUUCCACCCCGGAUUUUCCAGCCCGCAACUCUCUCGACCUCACAAUCUAGACCAUGUUGCAGCUGGCCUGGAGAGCACGGCCGCUACGGCCUUGGAAUCUCCUUCGCUCCGCUCGUUCCGUCUCAUCGGUCGCGCCCCCGCUCAUUCGCAUCCAGAAUGGCACCUUCUACGAGAACUAUCCCACCUCCGACGAUGCCGUCCAAGGCCAUAAUCCUCCCCUUUUCCCCGACUUCAACUUCACCCUGCCCUCCCGGUCGACCCCCACGAAGGACGGGCGUCUCACCCCGCAGACCUGGGCCGUGGUCGGUUCCGCUGGACGGACGCAAAUGCUCGAUGUGCUCCGCGGCCAAUACAUCUGCACGCCACCCACCGCGCGCAGCUACCCCUAUCUACUCACCGACGAGGUCGCCCAAAAAGAUCCCCGGCUGCGCUUUGCUGGCAACGCGAUUCAAUACAUUGGGUUCAGCGGGGAGGGUUCCGGGGCCAUUGGAGGCACGCGCGGAGCCUACCUGAGCGCGCGAUACGAGAGUCUCCGGGAGGAAACAGACUGGUCGGUCCGUCAGUAUCUCAAGGGUCAGACCUCGCUGAACCCGCUCGAGUCGGAGCAAGACGGAAAGGUCCACGAUGAGCAGUUGCUGACGCAGAUCAUCUCCGAGCUCCGGCUGGAGGAGUUGCUCGACAUGCCGGUGGCCAACCUGAGCAAUGGCCAGACCCGACGGACCCGGAUCGCAAAGGCCCUCCUCAGCAAGCCCGAGUUGCUCCUCCUCGACGAUCCCUUCAUGGGUCUUGAUCCAGCCACCGUCCGAAGCAUCUCCAGCCUUCUGCAGCGCCUGGCCGCCAAGUCCGACCCCCGACUCGUCCUCGCCCUACGGCCACAAGACCCCCUUCCGGAUUGGAUCACGCACAUCAUGGUCUUGGGGAACUCCAACCGGGUUCUGCUACAAGCUCCCCGCGCGGAAGCGGAGAAGGUGUUUAGUGUCUGGAAGAAAUUCGGCGAUUACGAGAAGCCUUCCGCCAAGGAGGACCCGUGGGUCCAUCAGACGUACGAGCAGGCCAAGGAGUUUAUCGACGCCGGCCAUCUCGAUCGCCAACUCAUCUGGGACAUGCGAUUGGCGCCUCUGCAUGGUAGAGGGCGAGUCACGGUGGUACCCCCGUCGUAUGCCCCCAAGGGUGGUGAGCCGCUCAUCGAGAUGGACGGCGUGCGAGUGCAAUACGGCGAGAAAUGCGUGCUGGGAGGCUGGACGCAGUCGGUCAAGGGCGAAGGCAAGGACGGACUGCACUGGAAGGUACGGCGUGGGCAGCGAUGGGCAGUGCUGGGGGCCAAUGGGUCAGGCAAGACGACGCUGCUGUCGCUCAUCACGUCGGACCACCCGCAGACUUACGCCCUCCCCAUCCGACUCUUUGGCCGCUCGCGUCUCCCCGAACCCGGCCGGCCGGGCCUGUCCAUCUUCGAGCUGCAAUCACGUCUUGGCCACUCCUCCCCGGAAAUCCACGCCUUCUUCCCCCGCCAGCUCACCAUCCGUCAGGCCAUUGAGUCUGCCUUCGCCGAAACCUUCCUCGCCAAACCUGUUUUGAACCACGAGCGCGACCUCGACGUCAGCGCCAUCCUGCGCUUCUUCCGCGCCGAACUCGACCCCGAUGCUGCGUCUUCCCUUACCCAGAAACCCGUCAAGGUCACCACCCCACGCGAUAUUUUCCCCACCCUCGUCAAAUCCGACACCGAUUUCUACAAUCCCGAUCACGGUGUCGAAUAUGCCGACACCAUCUGCUUCGGCGAGCUCAACACCGCCCAGCAGCGCCUCAUCCUUUUCCUGCGCGCCCUCGUCCACCGGCCCGACAUCGUCAUUCUUGAUGAAGCCUUUUCGGGGAUGCCGGCCUCGGUGCGCGACAAGUGUCUUAAUUUCAUCGAACAUGGCGAAUUCGUCCUCAAGCGCGUCGUCAAAGUCCUCCCCGCUCCUCCGGACGCCCGCUUUCGCGGUCUGACCGAUGAUCAAGCCCUCGUAAUGAUCUCCCACGUCCGCGAGGAGAUUCCCCGCUGUGUGCGCUAUUUCAUGCGCCUGCCGUCGGAUGCCGGCGAACAGCUGGACUUCCGGAUCGGUGCCCUCCAACCCCAAAAUACCCUGAGUGAUCCGAAUGUCUGGGACUCGGCCUGGGCACCGGACUUUGGGCCCCAGGCGGUGCCGGCCACGGCUGACCAGGUGCCCGAGGGGGAGCUCGUGAAGGAGGAUUUUGAGACAUAUGAGUGGUAUUCUAUCUGAUAGAGAUAUAUACACAUGUACAUUAUACCUAUAUGUAUAUUGGCUGCACUCCGUGGCUUUUACCCAAUCAUGUGAGCCAACGCACCCUCCCCCAAACGCUGCGUCCGAGCAGCGCACGCGUGGGAGACCAGGCGUACCGGCUGCCUCAGGUGUAACAUCCCUCGGUGCUUGGCGGAUUUGUUUGUUUGU